UCAGCAAGGCAGCAUUGUGAUGUGUGCGUUCUUGAGGUCCUGUUACCAGGCUGUCUAGGGCCUUGGCUCAGUCUUGAUCCAGACACCGGAGAAGACAGUCGCAGGAAGGGAGACCAGAAGACAGUCCACUCCCUCAGCCCCCAGCCCUUGGGGGCUGACGGGUAGCCAUGGACUUGUACCUGAACAACUGUUUGAAGGCUGCCGAGGCUGCCGCCUCCAAAGCGGCUUCUGGCAACCUCAAAACUGACAAAGACACUUGUAGUACCAAGAGACAGAAACCUGUUGUUCCGAAGAUUGGACCAUCUAGCCUGUUGGACUUACCCCUGGGGGCGAAACUACCUAUUAUCCCAGGAAGUACUAACAUAUUCUAUACCACAAAUAUAAGUGAAAAGCUUUAUCGGCCAUCUUUUGGUUUUAAUCUUAGUGAUCCUUACUGUAGACUCAUGGAAACCACCUACCAAAGUCUUCACGAUCCACAUCUUAAAGCAUACUUCAGACGAAAAGACAUGCUCAAGAAACUAAGACAGGGAGGAUACAUCACCAGCAAUAACAAAGUCAUAUGUUCCUUAAAAGAGUUGAACAAAUACAGACAAUAUCUUACCACUUUAAAAAUUGACUUUGAGAGAAAUUAUGUCAGGGAACAAAAAAUUAUAGAAAGCCAGGUGAAUAAGCUGAACGAAGAGAGACGAGCUUGUGACGAAGCUGCCGCUGCUGCCUCAUUUCAGCAGUGGUUGUUACGAGAAGGGAAGAAGACUUCCCCGCAUCAAGACCAUAUAAUAAAAAGAAGACAUUUGCGUAUGAUUAAUAAAGAACUAGACAAAAUUGAAGACACCUUGGGAAGACGAAACACACUGCAGUUAGAAGAAGAAGACAGACUACAUUGGCAUAAUGUUCAAACAAAACUGAAUCAACACAAAGAGAUUGAAGAGGAAUGGCAAUCCAAGGAGAUGACACUUCUAUCAAAGAUUGGAGAAGAAGUUAAGCGAGAAGCAAAAGCUGACGAACAUCGGCGAAAAAUCAGAGAGGAAAUUAACCAAAAGAAACAAGUAAUGCUUCAAAAAAGAAUGGCCUACCAUUUACAAAAACUGCAAGAAAAAGAUAGUAAAGAAGAAAGUGUAAAGAAAAAGCGGGAAGCAACCGUCCCUGAAAGCAAAAGACAACCUGAAACAGCCUCGUCAAUAACGCAAAAAAGAUCAAGUUUGGCUGAGGAGAACACGUCUCCAGAACAUCUAGAACGAAAAUCAUCUAUAUCAAGUUUAAGGACAAGUUUCUCUGACGAAAGACUAUUACAAGAAUCAUGGAUCGCUGAACAAAGACAGUUGGCAGAAUCAAGAGAGUCAAAAUCUACCUCACAAGCGACAAAACCCAGUUUUGACGAAGAGAAAUCUUCAUUUUACGAACUUCUGGAGACAAAAUUUUCUUCGACAGGUACAAGGAGAUCGAGUUUGCCUGAUGAGCAGAUACUUCACGAAUUUAUGGAACCUAAACAUCAUCGUCAUCCCAGUAUGAAGAAAACAAGUUUUGCCGAGCAGACAUUGUUUUACGAACCUACUGAGCAAAAAUAUGGUCCAGCAACUACAAAACGAUCAAGUUUUAUCAACCAGAAAUUCAUUGGAGACCUCCUAGAAGCAAGAUAUCUCUAUCCAAAUACCAUGAGAGCAAGUUUCACCGACCACAGACUGAAGGAAGAUAAUUUGGAAACAAAAUCAGCUCCACCAAAUGUAAAGAAAACAAGUUUUGAUGAAGAUAGGUCAUUUCAACAACUCAUGGAUGCAAUAACACCUCCACAAUACAUAAAGAAAACAAGUUUCGCUGACCAAAAAUCAUCUCAAGAAUCUCUGGGAUCCAAACGAUCAAGCCUAUAUUCUCAAAGUCAUAAGUUUUUUGUUAAGACAUCCGCAAGUUUACCACCUCAACAGAGGAGUGGACCAAAUACAACAGAGCCAAAGUAUGAUAGAGAAACAUCAAGGAGAUCACAUCAUUCCCUUGACAGAGGAACCAAAAGAAUCUCAAUUCCUGCUUCAUCUCAUACUUCGCAAGCAACAGAAGUUUCCAGACAAUCUCUCCAUGAUAUUCCAAAACAAGAGGCAAAUAUUCCUUUUCAAAACACACAUAAACAGAGAAAGUGAUUUAUGAAAUUAUGAUCAAGAUUAGUGUAAAAAUUCACUCAUUAAAUGACAAUUUUUAAAA
Molecule: messenger RNA, 2190 nt
Organism: Peromyscus leucopus (white-footed mouse)
Lineage: Eukaryota; Metazoa; Chordata; Mammalia; Rodentia; Cricetidae
Product: fibrous sheath-interacting protein 2-like
Exons: 20
Coding region: 168-2129 (653 amino acids)
Source: RefSeq, a predicted model, not a curated record